AUGGCUACCCCUAGUGUCCUAGCUUUUGACGCUGAGGGUCGCGCCAUUGAUUUUGAGGUCUGGUUAGACGACCUGCAGCUGUUCUUACAGUGCGACAGAGCAGACGGCCUUUCUCUCUUUGACCUCACCUCUGGCGCCUCUCCUGCUCCUGCUGCUGAUGCUGAUCCCACUGUCCGCUCUCAGUGGGCCACCCGCGAUGCUGCUGCACGUCUUGCUGUGCGUCGCCACCUCCCUACCUCUGAGCGUGCGCACUUUAGUCAGUACAAGAGUGCUCAGACCUUGUACGACGCUGUAGUUGCGCGCUACUCCUCCCCUGCCACUGCUGCACUGAGCCUCGCGCGCCUCCCUGACUCCCUUCGCGUAGUCAGGGACCACUUUCUCGCAGUCUGUCCCACCACCCUCACCGUCGACCUCCUCGAGAAGGCCCUCCUCGCAGCAGAGAAGAGCAUAGUCGCUGUAGGUGCUUCUCGUGGUGACCCUCGCACCCCCAUCUUUGAGGGGUGCUCUCCUUCCCCCUUGCUGCCCUCUGUUGCCUCUGCUGCUGCUGCCGACCUGCUUGGUCUUGAGUCGGUCGGCGCGGCGUCUGCCCCUAGUGGGAGACGUCGCUCUAGCAAGGGCAAGGGGGGCAAGGGCGCGGGGGGAGCUGGAGGGGGCGGUGGCGGUGGCGGCGGAGGCGGCGGAGGGAGUGGGGGUGGCGGCGGGAGUAGUGGCGGGGGUGGUGGUGGUGGUGGCAGCAGCGGCGGAGACGGUGGUGGUGGUGGCAGCGGUGGUGGAGGUGGCAGCGGCGGAGGUGGAGGCGGCGGAGGUGGAGGCGGUGGAGGCGGCAGCGGAGGAGGCGGUGGUGGUGGAGGGGGCGGAGCUGGUCGGGGUGGUACCCACCAGCGUAGCGGCGGUGGUGGUGGCCAGCGCUCGCAGCGGCAGCAGCAGCAGCGCUCGCGGGACAUCCCUCCGCCUCAGCAGCUUCGUGAGUGGUACACUGGGCAUCAGAGGGGUGGGGGUACUGGUCCCUGCACCUACGUUCUUCGUUCCGGCGACCGCGCGGGUGAGCAGUGUGGGGGUGCCCACUCCACUCAGCGCUGCUUUGGCCGCCUGACGGACGCUUGGCGUCAGCAGUUCCCCGGGGCUAGUGAGAUCCCUGGCUGGGAUGAGCUUCUUAGGGCUGGUGUAGCGAUCUUUGAUCUUGAUUUUGAUGCUAUCCUUGCCGCUAUGUAUGCUGUGACUAUUAGUGAGGAGAAUGAGGGCUACCGGUGUUUCCAGCCCGACCCGGGCAUUGGUACUGCUGCGCUAGGUGCUUGUGAGGCUGCUGCUCUAGGUGCCAGUGCGUCUGCGCUCUCAGGUACUGGUGAGACUGCGCUCUCAGGUACUGCGUCGCCCUCCUCCUCCCUCACUUUCACACUUGACUCCGGGGCUUCUCGCUCCUUCUUUCGAGACCGCACCACUCUCACGCCGCUUGGUCGGCCGGUUGCCGUCUCCCUGGCUGACCCCUCUGGGGGUCCUGUCCUCUCUCACUUCUCCACUGUCCUCCCGUGUCCGGCUGCCCCUUCGGGCACCCUGUCUGGACUGUACCUUCCCUCGUUCUCUACGAACUUGGUGAGUGGUGUGGACCUGCAGGAUGCGGGGGUUCACCAGUUCACUCCUGCGAGUCAACGGGUGACCCACUGCACGGACGCACGCACAGGCCGGCACCUGGCCACGUUCUCACGUCGGCCGGGGUCGAGCCUCUACACCCUGACCACUGCGUCUCCUCCUAUCCCUGCGUCUGGUCAGGUAGCUGCGUCAGGUCAGGUGCUUGCUGCUGCGUCCCGGUCAAGUCCUGAGUCUGCCCCCUGUUCUUGUCGCCUCCUGUCUCACGAGACUCUCCUGUGGCACCACCAUCUUGGCCACCCGUCCUUGCCCCGUCUUCGGAGCAUGGCUUCCCGUGUCCUUGUCUCUGGUCUGCCCCGGUCUCUCCCUCCCCUUCCCUCCGGGCCAGGACCUUCCUGUGUCCCCUGUGUCGAGGGUCGCCUCCGGGCUACUCCUCUCUCCUCCCAGUUCCCCCCGACAGAGGCUCCUCUGCAGACGCUUCACAUGGAUGUGUGGGGCCCAGCCCCCGUCCGUGGGCAGGGUCACGAGCGCUACUUCCUGUUGGUGGUUGACGACUACUCGCGGUACACCACAGUCCUCCCCUUGCGCAGCAAGGGUGCUGUCACUGAGGUGCUGAUCGACUGGAUCAGCGCUGCUCGUCUCCAGCUCAGGCAGAGCUUUGGCUCGGACUUUCCUGUUCUGCGUCUGCACUCGGACAGAGGCGGAGAGUUCUCCUCUCGCCUUCUGCGAGACUACUGUCGUGCACGGGGGAUCCGCCAGACCUUCACGCUUCCGGACUCUCCACAGCAAAAUGGGAUUGCUGAGCGCCGCAUUGGCAUGGUCAUGGAUGUCGCUCGUACGUCCAUGAUGCAUGCGGCUGCCCCCCAUUUUAUGUGGCCGUUUGCGGUGCGGUAUGCGGCGCAUCAGCUCAACCUUCACCCCAGGGUCUCUCGGCCCGCGAUGUCCCCAGUCUUACUGUGGACGGGGAAGGUUGGCGAUGCGUCGGUGUUCCGUGUCUGGGGAUCUCGGGCGUUUGUCCGCGACUUGUCAGCGGACAAGCUGUCCCCUCGUGCUGCUCCCUGUGUCUUCCUUGGCUUCCCCACUGACGCUCCAGGGUGGCAGUUUUACCACCCCUCCUCUCGUCGUGUUCUGUCCUCCCAGGACGUCACGUUCGACUAG
Messenger RNA from Closterium sp. NIES-65, 2742 nucleotides. Lineage: Eukaryota; Viridiplantae; Streptophyta; Zygnematophyceae; Desmidiales; Closteriaceae. The record is from the annotation of a GenBank genome assembly.